This is a messenger RNA of Plectropomus leopardus (leopard coralgrouper), 726 nucleotides long. NCBI's taxonomy places the organism in Eukaryota, Metazoa, Chordata, Actinopteri, Perciformes, Serranidae. The record is from RefSeq and is a predicted model, not a curated record.
AUGAGCACCUUCGGAGAGAUCCUAAAGGAGAUUGGGGAGUUUGGUUUGUUUCAGAAACGGUUAUUGGCUGUGUUAUGCAUCCCCAGCAUAUUCGGUGCUUUUGAUGUGAUCAGUCAGGUAUUUACAGGAAUGAGCUUUCCACAUCACUGUAACACUGACUGGAUCUUGGAGCGUGGACCAAACCUGACCGAUGAGAGAAAAAGAAAUCUCACCAUCCCUGUGAACGAGGAUGGAAGAUUUGAAAGCUGUAAAAUGUUCACACCUGUGGAUUUGGAUUUGGAAACCAUUGAAGCAUAUGGACUUAACACUACAACUGAAUGCAUAGAUGGAUGGGACUAUGAGGCACCUUUAGGAGCUUCCAGCAUUACAACAGAGUUCAAUCUGGUUUGUGACAACAGAGGUUUGAUUGAAGCAUCACAGUCCAUCUACAUGGCAGGAUAUAUGGUUGGAGCGCUGGUGUUUGGGGCAAUUUCUGACAGGUUCGGACGGCGCUUUGCAAUCCUACUCUGCCUCUGUCUUCUACUAAUGUUUAGUACAGGUGCUGCUUUCUCACCAAACGUCUAUGUGUACAUGGCCUUAAAAUUUUUCAGUGGGACGUCAGGAGGUGUCAAUAUUAUGAACACAUCUGUGAUGGGAGUGGAGUGGACUGACCCCUCUAAGGCCGCUCUCUGCACAAUGUUAAUCAUAAUGUUCUUUGCUGUUGGACUGAUGCUGUUGUCUGGCAUU